GAGUGUUGUACCCACUUCCCUGUCCCACUGUGUGGCAGUGAUACUCCUAUUAAACAGGAAAAGUUCAUUAUGUCUACUGCUGCACACAGUACCCAAGACCAGGUGAAGUGUGUGGUGACUGUGACAGGGGACACAAUCAGCCAGGCAGAUAUCAACAUGAAGGCAGCAAAGCAUCAAAACCAGGUUCAUCGUACCAGUGUGACUCCUGAUGCACCUUGGCGUAUACAACAAAUACAGGAUGCUGGAAACUUCCUCCAGCUAGCAAUCAAGUUCUUGCAGGGCAAUGGGGCAAGUAACUCUUUUCGAACUAGCAGUGAAGUUCUGAAUGUAUUGGGACAACUGAUCAAAUUACUUCAGAAGGGUCGCAGCAGCCUCCUUAUUCCUCGCAAAAAGACCAUUGAUGAGCUUAUGUCUAGUAGGAAUAUGAAAUCUUUAACGCCACCUCUUCCAGGAGAUAUAGCAGUCAGUUUUUAUCUUCAAGCUCACAAACUAGUCUUAGCUGUGUACCAUUUAUCCAACUCUGCUGGGACAAUGAAAUUUGAGAGUGUUCAAGCAGAAUGUGCUGUUCCAUGGUUGAGUCCAGUACUUGUGUGUUUCACUACUGCUCUUCAUCUUGCUCACCAGCUUAGAGACAAGAUAUCUGUGUUCUCACAGUUUAAAGACUUCACCCCCGAUUCAUGCAGUGUAUCUACAAUAUCUUGUUAAGACCACCAAACUUAUAUCAUUAGACUCUACUACAUGGUGUAAAUGUAGGUUUUUAUUUAUUAUGUGUAUAAAGUGCAAUAUAUUAUCCUUAUCAUUUGUUUUGGGUUUAAUAGUAGCUUGUGAAUAAUAUUGUAAAGUUUGUAGAAAUGUUUAGUAAAGCAGGUAUGUUUAGUGUAUAGUUGUUGUAUAUAUGUACAGUAGUCAUUCAGUUUCAGGUUGACAACCCUUUAUCCGAAAUUCCGAAAACCGAAAAGCUCUGAAAACCGAAAGUUUUUUGU
Molecule: messenger RNA, 983 nt
Organism: Homarus americanus (American lobster)
Lineage: Eukaryota; Metazoa; Arthropoda; Malacostraca; Decapoda; Nephropidae
Gene: rogdi
Product: protein rogdi-like
Cellular component (GO): RAVE complex
Source: RefSeq, a predicted model, not a curated record